Teleopsis dalmanni is the source of this 585-nucleotide messenger RNA. RefSeq lists its product as uncharacterized. Lineage: Eukaryota; Metazoa; Arthropoda; Insecta; Diptera; Diopsidae. The transcript has 3 exons. The record is from RefSeq and is a predicted model, not a curated record. Bases 5 to 580 code for a protein of 191 amino acids.
AAUUAUGAUUUCUCGAAUAUUGUGCACAGCUUUUGUGUUAUGCGCAUGCAUAUCUACAACAAUUUUAUGUAUAAAUUUUAAAGAGCAACAAUGGUAUUAUGUUAUUAGUACAGUUUUCUCAAACGUUUCAAAUAAUGAUUAUAUUGAUAUUGAUCUGAAAACUGCACACAUAUCUCGCAACGUAUAUGGAAUAUCAGGAUUUAUUGAUGUGAAACGAGAUAUUCCCGAUGAUGCUAUUACUAUCGAAAUUCAGAUGUCCCGGAGUGUGAGUGGUAGUAAUAAUUAUGUAGUUCUGCCAUUUAAAUAUAAAGAGAACAUAUUGUACUGUUGGCUUAACAAUAUGUAUCGAGAUAUUUUAAUGCCUUCAUUUGGAAAUUGUUCUAAUGCCCUCCAGUUAGGAAAUCGCGAAUUCAAAGGACCUCUAGUGAAAAAAAAGUUUGAGUUUAAUAAAUGUCUCGUAAAUGUGGACACUUUGCCGAAAUAUCUUAUACCUGCUAUUUACAAGAUCGAAUUUAAAUCAAACGGUCUGGCUAAAAUUUAUGUACAGCUCAUUGUACGAGUAUAUAAUAAAGUCUUUUAAAAGGA